CCUUUCAUCCUUCUACCAACCAACUUAUCGUGGCUUCUUGUAAUGCCUGGCAUCUCCCGUACGGUCCAGGGCCGUGAGUGUCUUCUUCGUCAACAAAGUCAUCAACUUUUCGUGUCGUGCGACACAAAACGCGCCGCGUCGAGGCAGGAGACGAUACAAAGAUGGUGACAGGCGAGGUACUUCGCGAGCUGAGGCAGGCACAGGCCAAAGUACCUCUUCCAUGCCUUCCCCUCCCUGCUCCUCUCUUCCUCUCUCUCUCUCUCUCUCUCUCCUCAACUUCAUUAAAUCAGUCGACCAACCAGCCAAUCCUCCACUCCCAGCCACGCAUUUCCCGCCUUUUCCCCUUUUCCCAAGCAAGAAAUCAUACCCAUCGAUUCUUUCGACCUCUUGUUAUCACAAAACUGGGACGGCCGUUGGCAUUCAAAACAGGACGACACGACACACUCAACGCGUCAAAACCCAGCGCUUGAGCUAUUCCGCACAUUUUCAAUCACCGAGAGCUCGAGCUUCUCCCACACCUGGAAAGAAAUAACUGAGGGAGUUGCAUACUUCUGCCGCGGAUCAUCACAAAAAGAGGUCCAAGCUACGCGACCUGACCAUUGCCUUGCCUUGCCUUGUACCUCACCUUUCUUACCUCAUCUUCCACCUUGGCCCUUACCUCUCUGGAACAGGCACGGUACCUACGGAUACCUUGCUGCACACCUUACGUUACCGCGUAAAGAUACCCACACCCCCAUCAGGUUUCCCCUCCUCGACGACGCGCUAAGGUCCCAUUCGAUUACCUAAACAUUCGCUGAGCUGCCGCAUCGGUCCUCCGCCUCAUCCAUUCUGCUCGUCCGGGCCCUCUUUAUAAGUCGUGGCCGGGUGCCUGUAGUAAUCAAUUCUCCCGUCCACUUCAUGCUGAGUCAGAACCGGAGCUUGAAGAUGCAGAGCGCUUCGCCCUCGCCUUCUGCGAAUACCACCACUAACACAGACGCCCACUUGCACGCGCAGCUUGAGCUACUAAGCAAGCACACCACGCCUAACUCGUCAGACAACGCGACGGUCCCAUCCCGCGGAGCUCGUUCUCAAUCUUCCAACCCAUCGAGCGCGUCGCCUGCUCAUGGCUAUAGUAACGGCUCGACCUCGCCACCCGUCUUGCCGCCGAUAGCCAACAACCACGCCGACUCCGAAGCGCAUAUCCAUCCUGAUCUCCGAGCUCGAGCUGCCCACGCGCCAGCCGUCAACAUGAUGCCCGCUGGCGUAUCUUCUCAACCGCAACAGCAGCAGCAGCAACCGCCGCCGCCGCCGCAGCCUCAACAGCCGCAGCAACAGCAACAGAUUGCACCGCCUCCGACGACUGCCGGACCAUCUACAGCGCCUCCGAUCCACUCCCCCCCGUCAGGCAUGGCGCUGGACGAGACCGCCGAGGGCCGCAAAGCCAAGCGCGAGCUGUCGCAAUCUAAGCGCGCCGCACAAAACCGAGCUGCCCAGAGGGCUUUCCGCCAGCGCAAGGAGGGGUACAUCAAGAAGCUCGAGCAGCAAGUCCGAGACUAUAUGGAGAUGGAGCAGCAGUACAAGGCGACGCAGUCGGAGAAUUACGCCUUGCGCGAGUACGUGAUUCACCUUCAGUCACGCUUGCUUGAUGUCCAGGGCGAAGUUCCUCAACCUCCCCCCAACGUCAACCUUCAGCACCCGCCCAUGCCGCCUCCUGCCGCGGUUCCUACAAGUGGUCCAGAGGUCGCGCCCAGCAAUGGGGGCGCCGGUCCUCUGGAAGCUGUUGCGCAAGCAGUGGCGGGGCUGCAGGCUCAAGAGCAGCUAGCAGAGAGACAACAGUUCACAAGCAAAGGCUUCCAGGCCGAGCAGGUUAAGGACGAAGCGCGGCGGGAGAGCGAGGAGAUUGAUCCCCAGCUGCCUGACGGCCUCCCAGCCCCAACUGCCUCCAUGUGAAUGCGCUUGAGGAACAAAGGCGCGUCGCAUUACAAUCUCAUUGGUUUUCACGUCGCUGGCGUUGCGGUACAAUGGUUUGUCAAGAUAUUACUAGUGGACUGGCGUUACCGGCAUGGUUUCUUCUACCCACAUUUUGCAGGUGUUUCGUUACGAUGCCCUCGGGCUGUGGUUCUUCAUCAAAAGGGAGAGGACGGGGAGCGGUAGUUGUUGUGGUUGUCGCGAUGUUGGCACGAGAGCGAGCGUGUCAAGUGAGGGAUUUGGAGGAGGGCUUGAUGAAAACCGCUCGGCAGCAACCCUGAUCAUUGUUUGUAUGUGACGGUUCCUACGCCGGUGGCCCCAUAUGGCAUGGGAAGAGGUCUUGCGUUGGCCGGCUUUCACCAGCACGACCUGGUUGGCCUCGGCUAGACCCGGUUCCCCGUCGCAGAUAGUCUUCGCUGAAUCACUUUGCCUUCUCACUCACUACCUGAUAGAUGCUGCCCACGUGGUGACGCGACUUGAUCCAGAAUCAGGAGGGUGCAGGUUUGGAGUGGAACGGCACGCAGAUCGUACAAAGAAAGGCAAUGAAGCCUGCUUUUUUUUUCUUUUCUCGUCGAUUU
Messenger RNA from Colletotrichum destructivum, 2525 nucleotides. Its product is annotated as Putative basic-leucine zipper domain-containing protein. Gene Ontology annotation, molecular function: transcription cis-regulatory region binding; DNA-binding transcription activator activity, RNA polymerase II-specific. The transcript is spliced from 3 exons. Lineage: Eukaryota; Fungi; Ascomycota; Sordariomycetes; Glomerellales; Glomerellaceae. The record is from RefSeq and is a predicted model, not a curated record. Gene Ontology annotation, cellular component: RNA polymerase II transcription regulator complex. Gene Ontology annotation, biological process: regulation of DNA-templated transcription. The coding region runs from base 898 to 1929 and encodes 343 amino acids.